Molecule: messenger RNA, 961 nt
Organism: Ailuropoda melanoleuca (giant panda)
Lineage: Eukaryota; Metazoa; Chordata; Mammalia; Carnivora; Ursidae
Gene: C5H8orf74
Product: chromosome 5 C8orf74 homolog
Exons: 4
Coding region: 1-882 (293 amino acids)
Source: RefSeq, a predicted model, not a curated record
AUGCCACUUGGGAGAGAAGUCAAGGAAGAGCAUCAGAUUGUCCAGAAACCAAAAGGUAGGGAGCACCUACGGAGACUGCUGAACUGGGAGGAGUUUGAUGAAGUGAGAGACUCCCGCCGAAGCAUACUGCUGGAUACCCUCUACGAAAGCAUCAUCUUUGCCGUAGGCAAAGGCUUCCCAUGGGUGGAAGUGGCCAAGGUGGUCAAGUUCACAGAAGAGCUGCUCAAGGAAACCAAAGGCUGCUCCAUCACUGAGGCUGUGACAAUCCUGGGAAACAAACUCAGAGAUUACCAGGGGCAGUUCAACACCACCCACCUGCUGGCCCUCUGCGACUACAUUCACAACACUUUCAUCCACCACUACAAACUCUAUCAGUAUGUCUUGGGCCAGGACCAGGAAGUCAACCUGACCGUCACACACCUGGAAGUGUGUGCGCCUCCCCAACCCCUCCCUCUGGCCAAGGGCAUGGACAGGGGCAUCUGGCAGCUUGAGCAGCAGGUGGCGGAGCUCAAUAUGGCUGAGGUGCAAAAACGCACCAAUAUGCUGAUCCUGAAGGAGGCGCUGCACCUGGAGCAGGAGCACAAGCUACAGAGAACGUUCUCAGAGAGGCCUGAGCAGCCCAGCCGGGUUCUGAAGAGAGAGGAGUUAGAAAAUCUCGUCAGUGAGGCCAUUCAUAUCCAGAUCGAAUGCCUGAAGGAGCUGCUUCAGUAUGAGAUACAAAUAACUUUUGAUAUUUUGGAUCUGAAACUUCAGAAGAAGACAUUGAACCUCAAUGCUCCUAUCCCUUCCCCACUUGCAAUCACUGGCCAGCCAGGCCAAGAUGAAUCUCUUAAGUUCAACAAAGCAAGCAAAGGAAAGAAAGCAAAAGCAAAGAAGAAGUAGAGAGCCCCUGGUGUCCAUUGACUGAAGACUUUGACUGAGGAAAAGCAAUUGACAAUUAUGAAAACAUGUGAUAUGCUCA